Molecule: messenger RNA, 581 nt
Organism: Cylicocyclus nassatus
Lineage: Eukaryota; Metazoa; Nematoda; Chromadorea; Rhabditida; Strongylidae
Source: the annotation of a GenBank genome assembly
GCGCUGCUCCUAGAUAGAAUGUUUCGCCUAAUCCGGGAUGAAACCGACUCUUUGUAGCAUUUCGCAAUCGCCACAAUGCGCAACCAGUCUUCGCUUUCCACAAAAGAUGUUGAUCUGAGCGACUUUCAAAUGAAUGCUUUGUGCAUGAGAUAUGGAACUGCGGCUGCACCAACUCCCAAUAAAGAUGCUCUUAUCACGGCUACGUCAAACAUCGUACGUGAGAAAUUGAACUGUUACGAGCCUAACACAAGGGUAUCCAGAAGAGACGUGGAGCGUGCAAAGAUUGAGGUUCACAAACAGUAUGAUGCCGCACUGAGAGCCAUUCGUGAUCGAAGAGCUGAACUAUUGGUAGCCGAGGCACUGCUCAGCGAAGGAGGCUUUGAAAGAUGAAUUCUCUCGAAUGUGGAUCUUCGCAGCUGCUAUCUCGAUCUUAUUGUUAGUCGUCUACACUAUCGCCUUUAGUUUAGUUUUAUUAUGUAAGUCAUAUAGUGUCUCAGGUGAAGGCUAAGCUUUUAUUUUUGAUUGCUCAAAGUACAUUCCUAUUGUUUUGUCUGGGAUCUUGCAUGAAUAUAUCUCGAAAA